AUGCGACUGAGCACUGCCGACGGCACCGCCCGUCUGGGCCAGGUCCAGAUUCGCUCGGUGCAGCAGGUCAUCGAGCUGGACGCCGGGAGUGACAGCGGACGCAUGUGCGGCGGCCCGUUUCCGUCGUCCUUCUUCACCUUCUCGUCAUGCGACACCGAGGGCAACGUCGCCUGCCCCACGGCCCUGCACGCGGUUGCGGGCCAGAUGGCCAUCGUGGUGCCCUGCAUGAACGAAGACGUGGCCACCAUCGAGGGCGUCCUGUCCGGUAUCCCCCACGACAGCCUCGUCAUCUUGGCCUCCAACAGCCACCGAUCCGGACCCGGCGGCGACGCCUACGCCCACGAGGUCGACGCCUUGAAACGCUUCUGCCGCGCCAGCGGCCGCUCAGCAAUUUCCAUCCAUCAGCAAGACCCAGGCCUUGCCAAGGCUUUCAAGUUGGCAGGCAUGCCCGAGAUAAUCGACAAGAGCACGGGCCUGAUCUGGAAAGGCAAGGGAGAGGCGAUGCUCAUGGGCACCGCGCUCGCGAUAGUGGCCGGCCGGAAGUACGUGGGCUUCAUCGACGCAGACAACUUUGUCCCCGGCUCGGUACGAGAGUACUGUGAGGCCUUCGCCGCGGGGCUCCACCACGCCCAAGAGGGCCGACAGAAAGGCAUGGCCAUGGUUCGCCUCAGCUGGCGGUCCAAGCCCAAGGUGCGCAACGGAAAACUCGAGUUCAGCAAAUCGGGCCGAAGCUCGGUCAUUACCAACCGUUGGCUUAAUCAGUUGCUUAUGGCUCAGGGAGGGGCCGAAGAGGGGAAUCGCGACAUCAUCGCCACGGGAAACGCGGGCGAACACGCCAUGUCCCUGGAGCUCGGGGCAAAGAUGAGGUUCGCGAGCGGCUUCGCCGUCGAGCCGUUCCAGUUCCUCGACAUCAUGGAGCAGUUCGGCGGGAGCGCCUCGGUACCCUCGACCAAGGAAAAGACCCAAGGACGGAGGCGGCACGAGCAACAGCAACCCGUCAAGAUCAUCCAGAUCGAGACCCGCAAUCCACACUUCCACCAAGACAAGGGUGGCGAGCACGUCAAGGACAUGUGGGCGCAGGCCCUGGGCGUGAUCCACAACUCGACCGUGACGCCGCCAUCUCUCAGGCACGAGAUCGCGGCCUUCAUGCUCGAGAACAAGGCUCUGCCCUCGGGCGAGGUCGCGCCAAGCCCGCAACAGACGCGCGUGUACCCACCGGUCGAGACCUUGGACAUGGCCCGCCUCUGGGCCCUGAUGUGUGCCGAUGCCGCCUCGCUGACCAUUUUCGGCGACCCGCUGGCUGGAGGCGCCGCGGAAGGAUCCGAGCCGAUGCUCGGCGUGGUGACGCUGCUCGAGAGCGUCAAGGAGCGGAUUUGGAACCUGGUGGGCACCCUGCCGCUCAACACGCACAGCGGAGGCGUCCGCCUUGGCUCCGCAUAG
Messenger RNA from Gaeumannomyces tritici R3-111a-1, 1440 nucleotides. RefSeq lists its product as hypothetical. The transcript has a single exon. The record is from RefSeq and is a predicted model, not a curated record. Lineage: Eukaryota; Fungi; Ascomycota; Sordariomycetes; Magnaporthales; Magnaporthaceae. Gene Ontology annotation, molecular function: mannosyl-3-phosphoglycerate synthase activity. Gene Ontology annotation, cellular component: cytoplasm. The coding region runs from base 1 to 1440 and encodes 479 amino acids. Gene Ontology annotation, biological process: mannosylglycerate biosynthetic process.